Brassica rapa (field mustard) is the source of this 737-nucleotide messenger RNA. Its product is annotated as photosystem I reaction center subunit N, chloroplastic. Gene Ontology annotation, biological process: photosynthesis. The record is from RefSeq and is a predicted model, not a curated record. Lineage: Eukaryota; Viridiplantae; Streptophyta; Magnoliopsida; Brassicales; Brassicaceae. Gene Ontology annotation, cellular component: chloroplast photosystem I.
AAUCUAAAUCUCUUCACCCUUCACCACCCAACCAAUCAAGACCUGACUACUCUUGAAGUUUCUGAAACAACAGGGCAUUUUAAUGGCGGCCAUGAACUCGAGUGUUCUCACCUGCAGCUACGCUAUCUCUGGUGCUGGCUCAGCAGAACUGAACCAGAAAGUGGGUUUGGUGAAUUCAUCAGUUGGUUUUGGUCAAAAGAAACAAACGCUUCCUGUGAUCAAAGCAGCUCAAAGAGUCGGUGGUGAUGAUGUUAAUGGAAGAAGAUCCGCAAUGGUGUUCUUAGCUGCUACACUCUUCUCCUCUGCUGCUGUAUCUGCUUCCGCUAAUGCUAGCGUCUUCGAUGAAUACCUCGAGAAGAGCAAAGCCAACAAAGAGCUGAAUGAUAAGAAGAGAUUGGCAACAAGUGGAGCAAACUUUGCGAGAGCGUUUACUGUCCAGUUCGGAAGCUGCAAGUUCCCUGAGAAUUUCACUGGCUGCCAAGAUCUUGCCAAGCAAAAGAAAGUCCCAUUUAUCUCAGAAGAUCUGGCGUUGGAAUGCGAAGGCAAAGACAAGUUCAAGUGUGGUUCCAAUGUUUUCUGGAAAUGGUGAUUGAUUAUCUUUUUGUUUGUCUUUUUAGUCCAUUCUUGUGUAAACUCAACAAUGUAUCUAUCCAUCUCUCUGUUCAUCAAAGUUUCAUAUCCAUUUGAAUUUAAAAGAAAUAUUAUUGCACACAUAAAUAAAAGAAACAUUAUUAUUA